AUGUCCACAAACGAUGAUUAUUAUAUUGAAAUAUUGAGCAAUAUUAGUGUUUAUCUCUAUCGAUAUGGUAAUUUGGCAAUCUAUAUUUUGGGCAACAUUGGAAACUUGUUAAGUAUUUUAAUUUUUAGUCGAAAACCAUGGAAGAAAAAUGUCUGUGUAUUCUAUUUUAUCAUAUUUCUUAUUCUUAGUUGUAUCUAUCUUAAUUCGAUUAUUCUUGGAACGGCAUUAAUAAAUGGCUUUGAUAUCAAUGCUCAAAAUUCGAAUGCUUUACUAUGUAAACUUCUUCAUUAUGUUGGAAUAUUUUCUUCUACUCUAUUGCCUACCGUUAUUAUCCUUGCAUCUAUUGAUCGUCUAUUAAUUUCGUCUCAAAAUGUUGAAACUCGUUUGUAUAGUUCAAAGCGUUUGGCCUAUUUUUCGAUUAGUUCAAGUACAUUGUUUUGGUUAUUUUUUCAUAUACAUUUACUCAUUAAAGUUAAUAUUCAACAAAUCGGUUCUUCCGAUUGGAUUUGUGAUUAUGAUCUAUCAGGAUCGUAUAUUGACUUUGUAAACUAUUCUCUAAUGACUUUUAAUUGUCUUUUUUGUCUUCUAAUGAUUAUUCUAUCUAUAUUAACUUUUAAAAAUGUUCGUUAUAUUCGUUGUACUCGUCGUCAUCAACGAAAACAGAUUCGAUCAAUAACAAAAAAAGAUUUCCAAUUAAUUCGUUGUUUGUUCGUUCUAGUUAUCGUUUAUAUUUCCGUAAGCGUAGCACCAGCUUUAAAUUCUGUCUAUACAACAGCAACAAAAAAUCAAUUACGUACACCAUUACAAGAUGAAACUGUUUAUUUCGUCGCCAACUUAUUUGAUUUUAUUUAUUUUACUUUUUACUGUAGUAAAUUUUUCAUAUUUUUGAUUGUGUCGAAAGCUUUUCGACACGAAUUGAAACGAAUCGUUUUCAAGCUGUUCGGCAAUGACCUUGUGGUAUUAACAGAAAAAGAAAAUAAUCAAAACAACAAUGAAAACUUAAACGUUACUGUUGUUAAUACGAUUGAAAUACCAUAUUGA
Rotaria socialis is the source of this 1041-nucleotide messenger RNA. The record is from the annotation of a GenBank genome assembly. NCBI's taxonomy places the organism in Eukaryota, Metazoa, Rotifera, Eurotatoria, Philodinida, Philodinidae.